AUGUCAAAAGCACGGCCACCACCACUGGUCACGGGCAUCUCGCCCAAGGAGGGACCAGCAUGGACCAAAGUGACCAUUCGUGGAGAAAACCUCGGCACAGGCCCAGCAGAUCUUGUUGGUCUGUCCAUCUGUGGCCAUAACUGCAUGCUGACGGCGGAGUGGAUGUCAGCCAGCAAGAUAGUGUGCCGCGUUGGCCCUGCUAAAGAUGACAAGGGACAAAUCAUCGUCACCACCAAGUCUGGAGGCCCUGGCACCUCCACGGUCUCCUUCAAACUCCUAAGGCCAGAGAGGAUCGGUAUCCUGGAACAGUCUGCCGUGUGGGUGGAUGAGGUGAACUACGACAUGAGGACAAACCGCAACAAAGGAAUCUCCCCCUUCUCUCUGCGUCCCAGCAACCCGCUGGGCAUCGAGAUGGACAAGGGCAAAGCUGCACAGAAAGACCUGGAGCAGAUAUUUCCAGGAAUGAGUGGAGACUUCACCAGUGAGAACUUCUCUGCCUCGUGGUACCUGAUUGAGAAUCAUUCAGGCUCCAGUUUUGAGCAGCUAAAGGUUGCAGCCAAUAAUCUGAAGAAGCACGCUUCUAAGAAAAAUGAGGGGAGUAUGGCAUCUGUAAAAGGAGGCCUCAGCACGUUCUUUGAGGCUCAGGAUGCUCUGGCAGCGAUCCACCAGAGGCUGGAAUCGGAUGGCACAGAGAAGGUGGAGGGAUCCAUGACCCGUCGACUGGAAAACAUCCUAAAUCGAGCGAGCGAUACAGCAGAUACUCUCUUCCAGGAGGUCCUGGGUCGGAAGGACAAGGCUGACUCCACACGCAAUGCGCUCAACGUGCUGCAACGGUUCAAGUUUCUCUUCAACCUGCCGCUCAACAUAGAACGUAACAUUCAGAAGGGGGAUUAUGAUGUGGUGAUCAAUGACUAUGAGAAAGCCAAAUCUCUUUUUGGGAAUACUGAAGUUGCAGUUUUCAAAAAAGUUUAUGCAGAGGUUGAGACAAGAAUCGAAGCUUUAAGAAACCUCCUGUUGGAAAAACUGCUGCAGACACCGUCGACACUUCAUGACCAGAAGAGAUACAUCAGGUACCUUUCGGACCUGCAUGCUCCAGGGGAUCCAGCCUGGCAGUGUAUCUAUGCUCAGCACAAGUGGAUCCUGCAGCUGAUGCAGAACUGCAGAAAUGAGUUUAUCAGCGGUCGAAGAGUGGGGGCUGGAGGUCUGGACCUGGAGGGGGAUACCCGCCCGGCAGCGCUUGGCAGACUCGGCCAGUCUUCAUCUCUGAAAAGAGGGGGCAGCAUGCAUUACCAGCGACCGAGCACCUGGCUCUUUGAAACCCCACAGCAGGUGCAGUUUGUGGAGAAACUCUCGGACGUGGUGAUUGGUCAGCUGCCAAACUUCUGGAAGCUGUGGAUCUCCUACGUCAAUGGAAGUCUUUUCAGCGAGACUGGAGAGAAAUCUGGCCAUGUGGAAAAAUCCAAGAAGAAUGCCCGACAGAGACAGAACGAUUUUAAAAAAAUGAUUGAGGAGCUGACAAACAGGCUUGUGAAGCUCAUUCGCGGUGCUCUUCUCCCCACCACUCUGCCACGAGGAGAGCUUAAUGUUUACGGGGGCUGGGAGGACAAGACGGAGCUGACCGGAGCCUGGUUUACUCAGAUCAUCCAUACUGUCAGGGGUUGCCACGAGGCGCUGUCGACUCUGGAGAUCCCCAUUGAUUUGCUGCAGGUGAUCCAGGACCUGCUGCUAGAGCUUAGGGUCCAUUGCCUGAUGGUGACUCUGCUCCAUACGUCAGAAGAUGUGAAGAGGCUUGCCGAAAAGGAAGAUUGGGUUGUAGAUAACGAGGGAAUCACCAGUCUGCCUUCCAAGUUUGAACAGUGCAUGGUCCAAAUGCUGCAGUCGCUGAAGGAGCCGCUGGAAAUUAAACCAGGAGAAAUCAAUGUGUUGCAGUUAGACCAGGUCCAGGAUCAGGCAACAGAGCUCAGCGUGAACAUCAUGAAGGUUUUUAUAAACUGUUUGGAACAGCUGAGUAGGAAGGCGGAUGAAGACUUUGAAGUAUCUCACAACAUUUCAGUGGACCUGUCCUCUCCAGAUCGGUUUUCCAGGAUCCAUGAGGGAUUCAUCCCAACAUCUGAGCAGAGACUGUUGAUCAUCCUUAGUAACUGCCAAUACCUGGAAAGACGCACCUUCCUGAACCUGGCUGACCACUUUGAGAAGCACGGCUUGACGGGAACGGAGAAGAUCAACCGGGGGAGUGUGGACGCUGUUCGGGAGCUGGACGGGAACCUGUUCGAAGCUUACAUUGAGCGACGAGCAGAUCCGAUCGCAGGUUCCCUAGAGCCCGGCAUGUAUGCAGGAUACUUCGACUGGAGAGACUGCCAGACACCCACAGGCGUGAGGAACUACCUGAAGGAAGCUCUUGUAAACAUCAUAGCCGUUCAUGCCGAGGUCUUCACCGUCUCAAAGGACCUGGUUCCUCGGGUUUUGUCAAGAAUCGUGGAAUCGGUGGCAGAUGAGAUGUGUCGCCUAAUGCAAUGCGUGUCCUCCUUUAGUAAGAACGGAGCCCUGCAGGCCCGACUCGAGCUCUGCGCUCUGAGGGACGCCAUGGCCGCUUACUUAAACCCUGAGAGCAAAACUAUCUUCAAGCAAGCUCUGGACUCACUGCCUCAGUUGCACAGCGGCGCUGAUAAAAAGUUACUGGAGGAGCUGCUCAACAAAUUUAAGAGCAGCAUGCAGCUCCAGCUCACCUGCUUCCAUCCCUCCAACGUCCAGCCCGUCAAGAGAUAAUCUCAAUCCCCCUUUAUUCUCCACCAGACUCCAUCGGUUGGCUACAAUCUGUGUGAAAUCGAAUAAUAAACUGAAGCCAUUAUCAGCGCCUUUAUCACUUUAUUAUUUACUCAUCUCCCUUUUUUUUUUCACCAGUGUCACUUUCAAUUUCUGCUCUACUAUGAUAAAGCAAGUGUCUGUAAAUCUAAUCUUGUCAACACUAAAUGAGUGGAUUUCAUUGUUACUGUGCAGGGCAGUCCCAUUUGUGUUGGUUAUGCUAAUCACGUCUGACCAUAAAUGAGUGCGUGUGGAGAUCUCGAGUGAAAUAAGAAAGUUCUGGAUCACUGGUUGUAUGUCGAGUCUCCUGUUAUAGAACUAGAUUAGAAUUUGCUGAGACCAUGAAAAGUUCCUCUGAUUUUAACUGUGCACUAAUAAAAUAAACAUAUGCACCAUA
This is a messenger RNA of Cyprinodon tularosa, 3199 nucleotides long. It is a transcript of the gene exoc2, whose product is annotated as exocyst complex component 2. The record is from RefSeq and is a predicted model, not a curated record. NCBI's taxonomy places the organism in Eukaryota, Metazoa, Chordata, Actinopteri, Cyprinodontiformes, Cyprinodontidae. Gene Ontology annotation, cellular component: exocyst. The transcript has 27 exons. Gene Ontology annotation, biological process: Golgi to plasma membrane transport; exocytosis. The coding region runs from base 1 to 2766 and encodes 921 amino acids.